Molecule: messenger RNA, 1068 nt
Organism: Closterium sp. NIES-67
Lineage: Eukaryota; Viridiplantae; Streptophyta; Zygnematophyceae; Desmidiales; Closteriaceae
Source: the annotation of a GenBank genome assembly
UGCAUAGUUGUCCCAUCACGUUCCACCUCAGCCUAGAUUCCUCCUCACCCUGACUUACUUUCUGGCGACCGCAGCUGUACGGACAGCGAAGCAGGCUCAACUAGUCACGUUCAUAGUACUGAAAUCAUACUCCUGAAGCAGGGUAGCUAUGGUCAGAUUGAACGGCGCUGCAUAGUAUUUUUCAAAUGACCUCCCUGGGACGGCCAAGCUGCGUUCUUGCUCAACGAAGCUGAAGCGAGGAGCCGAGAACGGGGUCAUGCGACUAAGUUACGGCUUACGAUGCUAAUACAGAAGCAUCGAGAGCGCAUUUAAAGUGCGACUAAUCGUGACUUCGCGGUUCCCUGCUGGCCCUGCUGGCGGUCGCGAUCAUUUGUUCCAUACCCAAUUUUCCAGAGAUAAGUCGCGGCCAUUUCUCCGUAGGCAUUAAGCUUCAAGCGAUCGCAUAGCGCAGAGACGAGAGACGUGGAUUUGUCGUUUGGGUUAGGACUUAUGGAGGCCGAUUCGAAGGAGAGGCUAGGAAGUGAAGUUAGUGAAGACGAAAUUCCUCUGGAAGACAGAAACGCGUUCAAGGCUCACUCGGAGUAUCUCGCGAGGCGGCAUUAUCAACAGCGGACGGCCUGGAGGCAAAUAGUCACGUGGGUGAACAGCAAGAUUACCCUGUAUAAUGUGACCUUUGGCCUCUACAUCCUGGAUUGGUGGGAGGUUCUCCUAGUCAACACCGUCGGAGCGCUCAUCCUCUGCUUCCUGCUCUACCACUUGUGUCUCCUGAUCAUCACAACCAUUACGACCGUUGCUUCCUUGCUGUCGUAGUUUGCUCGACUACAAUAAGGUUAUGCAGUGGCAACCACAGUCCUCAUUGGGAACGGAGCAGCUUAUCAUUGCCCCUAUCGUUUAGACCUCUUCUACUGGGGCUUUUGCCCCCCCCCCUUCUCACUUCUAUAAGGGCAUGUCUAACUCGUACGUUCACAGUGUACCACCUUGUACCACGGUGUAAUAGGGUAUCGCACCGCGGAGAAUGGUUUUCACGCUUCUCCUUUUUUUGGAGCGUUAUGCGAUAAUUCGCCCAAA